Molecule: messenger RNA, 1023 nt
Organism: Perkinsus marinus ATCC 50983
Lineage: Eukaryota; Perkinsozoa; Perkinsida; Perkinsidae
Product: glyceraldehyde 3-phosphate dehydrogenase, putative
Exons: 1
Coding region: 1-1023 (340 amino acids)
Biological process (GO): glucose metabolic process
Molecular function (GO): oxidoreductase activity, acting on the aldehyde or oxo group of donors, NAD or NADP as acceptor; NAD binding; NADP binding
Source: RefSeq, a predicted model, not a curated record
AUGGUUUGCCAACUUGGUAUCAAUGGUUUCGGUCGUAUCGGCCGUCUUGUUUUCCGUGCCGCCAUGGAGAACCCUGAGGUCAAGGUCGUUGCUGUCAACGAUCCCUUCAUGAACAUCCCCUACAUGCAGUACCUCCUCAAGUACGAUUCUGUUCACGGCCAGUUCAACGGUACCAUCGAGGUCGCUGAAAAUGCCCUUAUUGUGAACGGUCAGACCAUUCAGGUUUUCUCUGAGAGGAACCCCUGUGAUAUCCCGUGGGGUAAGGCUGGUGCUGAUUACGUCUGUGAGUCCACUGGUGUCUUCACUACUGGUGAGAAGGCCUCUGGUCACAUCCAGGGUGGUGCUAAGAAGGUCGUCAUCUCCGCUCCCCCUAAGGAUGAUACCCCCAUGUUCGUGAUGGGUGUCAACAACAAGGAGUACACUUCCGACCUCAAGGUUGUGUCCAACGCCUCUUGCACUACUAACUGCUUGGCCCCUCUUGCUAAGAUCAUGAACGAUAACUUUGGUAUCGUCGAGGGUCUCAUGUCCACCAUCCACGCCACUACUUCCACUCAGUUGACCGUCGAUGGUCCUUCUAAGGGUGGUAAGGACUGGAGAGGAGGCCGUUGCGCUGCUGCCAACGUCAUUCCUUCUUCUACCGGUGCCGCUAAGGCCGUCGGUAAGGUCAUCCCCUCUCUCAACGGUAAGUUGACUGGUAUGUCCUUCCGUGUCCCCACUCCUGAUGUCUCGGUUGUCGAUCUUACCUGCCGUCUCGAGAAGGCCGCCACUUACGACGAGAUCGUUGCCGCCGUUAAGGAGGCCUCUGAGGGUGACAUGAAGGGUGUCAUGGGUAUCACUUAUGAUGAUGUCGUUUCCACUGAUAUGUGCAACGACAAGCACUCUUCCAUCUUCGAUGUUAAGGCCGGUAUCGCUCUUAACGACAAGUUCGUCAAGCUCGUCUCGUGGUACGAUAACGAGUGGGGUUACUCCAACCGUCUUGUUGACCUCGCUGUUCACAUGAGCAAGGUUGACGCUACUGCUUAA